This is a messenger RNA of Mirounga angustirostris (Northern elephant seal), 11296 nucleotides long. It is a transcript of the gene MAPKBP1, whose product is annotated as mitogen-activated protein kinase binding protein 1. Lineage: Eukaryota; Metazoa; Chordata; Mammalia; Carnivora; Phocidae. The transcript is spliced from 30 exons. The coding region runs from base 4931 to 9106 and encodes 1391 amino acids. Gene Ontology annotation, cellular component: cytoplasm. Gene Ontology annotation, biological process: negative regulation of canonical NF-kappaB signal transduction; positive regulation of JNK cascade. The record is from RefSeq and is a predicted model, not a curated record. Gene Ontology annotation, molecular function: protein binding.
GCAGAGCAGUCUAAUGCCCUUGAGUCAUUUGAGAGAGGUGCCACUGAAGUUUUAUCAUAGGAAUUCCGUACUGUUUUCAAAGUUUCUGACAUGCCAUCUAGGGGAGAUUUUUGCUAAUUGUAGCAUGUUUUACAUGGAGACUUCAAAAUUUUGCAUAAAUUGACAGCAGGUGUUUGUCUCAAGAAGUUCUACAGUGAAGAAAGGCUAGCCUCAUAAUACUAAUGUAUGCAAGGUAAUAUGUCAGUUACCUUAGAGAAUAACGGGACGUUAACACAGUCUCAGGGGCUAAGGACAAUAAAUGUUCUUAAAACAAGGUACAUGUUAACUAGUAUCAAGAUUUACAAAACAUUUUAUUAAAGGAGUCCUUUAGACAUUGAAACUAAGAUCACUAACAGAUGAAGUCUGUGUAUUAUGAACUUCAUGCAAAUUACUUUGGGUAAAUGUGUAAUAAAUUCAGGUCCCCCCCCCCCCCCGGAACUGUGGAUGAAAUACCUGACAGGCCCUUCUGUAACAAGUUUGAAAUGUUUUGAACACAGAUGAAAGGCAGAUAAUCCAUACAUAAUUUGGGGCAGUGUUCAGUAAUGUGUUUUUUGUUUUGUUUUUCUUUUAAUUAUACUGGUUAAGAUAAUUGAAUGGGAUCAGGUGAAUUGAGAGGUAAAUGCACUUUGAAGACGGGUCUGAAAAAUGGUGAUAACCCUUGUUCCUCACAUCUGGAUUAAAAAACAAUGCAUAGAGUAGGCAACACAUUUUCAGGUACUUUAUAGAGAAUGAUGGAUAACCAAGAAUCUGAAUACAUUUCUGGCACAUAAUUGUUGAUUUUGAAGAAAAUCCUUAUAAGGACAUCAAAUCUUCAUGUUACUGUAUUAUCUCUAAUCAAAUUUUACAUGAACAUGAAUGGCUGGAUACAGAGAAAAUUAAAGCUGAGGUAUACAGACUGCCAUUUGGAGAAAAAAGAUCAUUCAAAAAUAAAUGUAUUUUUAAAACUAAGGGGAAUAAUUUGAUACAAACAUUCUGAACUGAGGCAUGGUUGCAGUAUAUUAAGUAUGACUGAACUGCUCUACAGAGAUAAUAAUAUGUGUUGAAUAAUAGUGUGAUGGAGGCGUAUGUGGAAGGUGAGAAGGCUAAACCAUGGAAUGAGUUGGGUAUUUUGAGACAAAUCUAAGCUCUACUAAAUUCUUCUAUCAUUGCAAACUCUGCUGUUAGAAGAGAUUUUGUUAAGUAGGAAAGCAGUCUUGGAAGCAUUGUUUUGGGAUCCAUCCUGUUUCCAACUGCAAGCAUUGAUCUCAGCUGUCCCACAGUGCCUUGCAUGUAAAGGUGCUCAAUAAAUAUUUGAACUGAUGAGCAAAUGUUUACUCCAGCCUGUUAGUUUUCCAGGAUCUUAUAAUUGCACCUUUUUGCAUGUUAAGCCUAGGGUGAAUUUUAAAAUCUGAUCUAAUGAGCAUAGUGCAAAAUUGUAUGCAUCUAUUCCUAGACAUCUACAAUUUUAGAAUCUGACAACCAUGUAUGUUUAGGACAUAUACAAGCAGAAUAAAAAGUGAAAUAAUGUAUGGAUGGUGAAAUACUUAUGUAAGGGUCAACUGCAUUUGGAGGGUGGGUUGGCAGUUAGUUUGGAGAAAGGGAUAGCGCUUUUAUUCAUGCUAGACCUAGGAUUACUAUUUUAUGAGGAAUUAAUUCAUGAAGCAUGGGAACAGCCUACAGCCUAUUCCCAUAUUGACAAUUCAAAAGCUGCAUGAUAUCUAGACAAUGAAUGGAUUAAAUGGUGAAGAAUUAAAAAUACAUGGUUGGCCUUAGACAAAGUAUGCAGAUUCUAGACUUAGAAUAUCUCAUUACACUGUUCUCAGUCUUUCAGCUAGAUGAUUUUAGACAAUGAAAGGAGCUUGGAUUUGUCUCUACAGCUUCAGCUUCAAAUUAAUUUGGGAAACGUGUCUGAGGGGAUAAACCAGGCUAACUCUGGACGGGAAAUGACCAAUGACACUUUGUAACCUUACCGACCUGGCCACAAGUGAUGUGAGAAAACCACUAGUGGACACAAAAAUGAUGCAGAGAGAAUUAGGGACAACUCUUGAGGGUGGAGGUGGCAGUUGCUGGGGCAUGUAGCACACAAGUAAAGACAGCAGGUGGCACCAUUAGUAUUUUUUUUAUAAGUUUUUUUUUUUUUUUUUUUAAGAUUUUAUUUAUUUGACAGAGACACAGCGAGAGAGGGAACACAAGGACGGGGAGUGGGAGAGGGAGAAGCAGGCCUCCCGCCGAGCAGGGAGCCCGAUGUGGGACUCGAUCCCAGGACACUGGGAUCAUGACCUGAGCGGAAGGCAGAUGCUUAACGACUGAGCCACCCAGGCGCCCCCAUUUAUUAGUAUUACAUUCACUCCUCCCUCUCUCCCCCAUAGAGGUAAAAUAGAGUAGCAAGGAAUUGAAGGAACCAACUUUCCAUUUCAUACUCUGUGGCUGACCCUUGCCUCCUUCCUUCAGAUUUGAGAAAUAAAUGGAAAAUCCCAUUUUAUGUUGCUUUAUGUCUCCAUUGGGUGGAAGAGAAGGAAGCCUCAUGCUUCUGGUAGCCAUUGCCAGUUAAUCGUCUAGGAGGUGACUUGCCAGAUCUUUGUUUCAACGUGGGCUUUGCAGAUCCUACUUUACAAUACAUGGCUGCAAUACAUACAAGUACAUACAUACCUCUUUUGCCAAAUGGCUGUACAAGGCGCACCCACAGCAGUGGGUUUAGGGGUCCUUCCGUUUUGCUAACGCGUUGUGUCCCCCAGGGGUUCCAAAGAUUUGGAUAGGGUGAGACAGACUAUACAUAACAGACUACGCUUUGUCUGGGGUCCAAGUCUUUUGGCUUACGUUAACCUUUUCAUAGGCAAUCUUGAAGUAGCAACGAGGCCAAAGGACUUCUAGAAAACAAACAGGCCGAGACACGUAAGAAGUAGUAUGCGCGCGCGCCACUUCUCUCCCCCCACAAUGAACUAGAAAAACCACACCACUAAGUCUAGUGCCGGCAAGUUUGACGGUGACCUCGGCAAAGUGACGAUACUAGGGAAAAGAGUAAAUUUUGACAGAAACAAGGAAAAGAUCUGGAUCAACAAAAUCCUGUCAACUCUAGGGGAGAGAGUGCGGUGGGAUAUCGGAGCCUAAAGGAAACAAAUGUAUUUUAGGAGCAUUCACUUCUCUCCCUUCCCUCACACACCUAAACUCAGUUCUUGGCUAUCAUCUCCCGCCCCUUUUUCGAUCACGGCCAAUCAGGUUGCCCAGUUCAAAACACUUGUUACCGAUCUAAAGAGUUACUCAGGGGAGUCAUUUCACGUAGGUCAAAGCGCCGGGGAGGCGGCGAGCAGAAACGAUUCAAACCGCUUUAAAUCCCAGCUCUUGGGGUCGAUGGGAGCAGAGCCUUAUAGCUUUACCUCAACCUUGUAAUUGUGAGCUAGGAGUUAGUUUUGGCUAAGGUCCCUCGGGCCUAUCAAAUGCCAACCGCUGCACCCUGGGGGCGUGGUUACCGGCUUGUUGGGGCUCUGGGAAGUGCACUUCUCCGGAGGACCGGGCCUGAUAAUACCAUAAAAGGCUGGUUCUCCCAAUUCUGAAGCUAUGUUCUGUUGACCUUCCUUUAGGAGCGCUCCCCGCGACUGCACUGUGCGGAACCCUUAGUUUUCGAGUCCCAUCUCUGCUUCCUAGGCCCUUUCAUUGGCUCCGCCUCCAUAAGCCUUACUGGUCCACUCUCAGAACGCCCUCCUGGUUACAGACCGCACCCCCUCGCCUGGGCUCCGCCUCACCAGCCCGUAGCUUGGCCCAGGCGGUAGUUCGCGUUUUGAGCCGCUCGUGCCACCAUAGCUGCUGCUGCCGCCGCUGCUGCUGCGGAGCCGAAAUCGCCGAGCGCGAUGCCUGAGGGCGCUGUGAGCGGGGUGCCUCCCGCGCCCUGGGGCUGGUGAGGCUGGGCCCGAGCGGGGGCGCUAGCGAGUUGCUGGGGCUGCUGAGGGAGGUGAAAGAGAAGGGUCCAGGGCCCCUGCGGAGGGCCGAGAGCGAGCUCCCGAGGGUCGAGGGUGGGGGAGGGAGGCUCCCGUGGCAGAACGGGUUGCCGGGCCACAGCGAGCCCCGCCGCGCCGAAUGUCCCUGCGGCCGCCAGCUCAGGUGUCCAAGCCCCGGGCGGGACUCCUCGGUGGCCUCGGCGGCCUCCUUCUUUAGACACUGCAGUUGCCAUGGGAACAGUUGGGAAUUAACGGGGACCAGACCAACCACAAGCCCUACCAGGGCCAAUCCCAUCCCUCUGGCUGAACGUCUCUGGCAGGCGUGGGCCUGGUAUUUCUCUGCAGCUCUGGCUUUUCCCCCCCUCUUUUUCAUGGGUUUGUCCUUCAGACGUAAGAAACCGCGCAGGGCUUGAAGGCAGGUACGAGGAGAAGGGAGAGGGUAAUGCCUAGAGAUAAAAGCUGCAGACACGGCUAGGCAGAAGAUAAGGUGGCCUCUGCCAUCUUAGGUCAGUGGGAGGGCAUACUGGAAGGACCUGUGGAGUGGGAAGGCAGUGCCCCUUUUGAGACAAGUUCCAAGACUGGGCCAGGAACUGUCCCCCGGGGCUCCUCAUCAUGAUGGCUGUGGAAGGGUCAACUAUUACCAGCCGGAUCAAGAACCUGCUGCGAUCCCCAUCCAUCAAAUUACGCAGGAGUAAGGCAGGAAACCGGCGAGAGGACCUCAGCUCCAAGACGGUGAGGUGGAGUGAGAAGAGGUUCCAGGGCAUUCUGAAUCUCCCAUGGGAUCAUCUAGCAGAAAGGCCAGUGAACUAAUUUGAGGUGACAUUGGAGAAGGUGCUUGGAAUAACAGUGUCUGGAGGCAGAGGACUUGCCUGUGACCCCCGAUCGGGUUUAGUUGCCUACCCAGCAGGGUGUGUGGUUGUGCUGUUCAAUCCCCGGAAACACAAACAGCACCACAUCCUCAACAGUUCCAGAGUGGGCACAUGCCUGCCGUGCGCGUUUGGGACGUGGCUGAGCAUAGCCAGGUGGCAGAGCUGCAGGAGCAUAAGUACGGUGUGGCUUGCGUGGCCUUCUCCCCAAGCGCCAAGUACAUUGUCUCCGUGGGCUACCAGCAUGACAUGAUCGUCAACGUCUGGGCCUGGAAGAAAAACAUUGUGGUGGCCUCCAAUAAGGUGUCCAGUCGGGUGACAGCAGUGUCCUUCUCUGAAGAUUGCAGCUACUUUGUCACUGCAGGCAAUCGGCACAUCAAAUUCUGGUACCUCGAUGACAGUAAGACCUCAAAGGUGAACGCCACUGUGCCUCUGCUGGGCCGCUCAGGGCUGCUGGGAGAGCUGCGCAACAACCUGUUCACUGACGUGGCCUGUGGCCGAGGGAAGAAGGCCGACAGCACCUUCUGCAUCACGUCCUCAGGCCUGCUGUGCGAGUUCAGCGACAGGAGGCUUCUGGAUAAGUGGGUGGAGCUAAGAACCACUGUGGCCCACUGCAUCUCUGUGAGCCAAGACUACAUCUUCUGUGGCUGUGCCGACGGCACCGUGCGCCUCUUCAACCCCUCUAACCUGCACUUCCUCAGCACGCUGCCCCGGCCCCACGCCCUGGGGACAGACAUUGCCAGUGUCACUGAGGCCAGUCGCCUCUUCUCUGGAGGGGCCAAUGCCAAGUAUCCAGACACCAUUGCCUUGACCUUUGAUCCUACGAAUCAGUGGCUGUCUUGUGUAUACAACGACCACAGCCUUUAUGUUUGGGAUGUGAGGGACCCCAAGAAAGUGGGCAAGGUGUACUCGGCUCUGUAUCAUUCCUCCUGCGUCUGGAGUGUGGAGGUCUACCCUGAAGUGAAGGACAGUAACCAGGCCUGCCUGCCCCCAAGUUCCUUUAUCACCUGUUCCUCAGACAAUACCAUCCGCCUUUGGAACACGGAGAGCUCCGGGGUGCAUGGCUCCACACUGCACCGAAACAUCCUCAGCAAUGACCUCAUUAAGAUCAUCUAUGUGGAUGGGAACACUCAGGCCCUGCUGGACACAGAGCUGCCCGGAGGAGACAAAGCCGAUGGGUCCCUGAUGGAUCCCCGUGUGGGCAUCCGCUCUGUGUGUAUCAGCCCCAACGGACAGCAUCUAGCUUCUGGGGACCGUGUAGGCACGCUUAGGGUGCACGAGCUGCAGUCCCUGAGUGAGAUGCUGAAGGUGGAGGCCCAUGACUCAGAGAUUCUCUGCUUGGAGUACUCUAAGCCGGACACGGGUCUGAAGCUGCUGGCAUCAGCGAGCCGGGACCGGCUCAUCCAUGUGUUAGAUGCUGGCCGGGAGUACAGCCUGCAGCAGACGUUGGACGAGCACUCAUCCUCCAUCACUGCCGUCAAGUUUGCAGCCAGCGAUGGGCAAGUCCGCAUGAUCAGCUGUGGAGCAGACAAGAGCAUUUACUUCCGCACUGCACAGAAGUCUGGAGAUGGAGUCCAGUUUACACGGACACACCACGUGGUACGGAAGACGACCCUCUAUGACAUGGAUGUGGAGCCCAGCUGGAAGUACACGGCUAUCGGCUGCCAGGACCGAAAUAUUCGGAUCUUUAACAUCAGCAGUGGGAAGCAGAAGAAGCUGUUUAAAGGGUCACAGGGUGAGGAUGGCACUCUGAUUAAGGUGCAGACAGACCCCUCAGGGAUCUACAUAGCCACCAGCUGUUCUGACAAGAACCUCUCCAUUUUUGACUUCUCCUCAGGCGAGUGCGUGGCCACCAUGUUUGGCCACUCAGAGAUUGUCACUGGCAUGAAGUUUAGUAAUGACUGCAAACAUCUCAUCUCAGUGUCAGGGGACAGCUGUAUAUUUGUAUGGCGCCUGAGCUCUGAGAUGACUAUCAGCAUGAGGCAGCGCCUGGCUGAGCUGCGCCAGCGUCAGCGAGGGGCCAAGCAGCAAGGAUCGUCUUCUCCCCAGAGGGCUGCAGGACCCAACCGGCACGAGGCCCCAUUGAUGCUGUCUCCUGGACCAGCUCUUUCAUCAGACAGUGACAAGGAGGGAGAAGAUGAGGGCACUGAAGAAGAAGAACUUCCAGCUCUGCCCAUCCUUGCCAAGGGCACCAAGAAGGAGCCAGCCUCAGUGCCCGGCCCAGGCCUGCCCCGAAGCCUGUCCCACUGGGAGAUGAGUCGGGCACAGGAGACGGUGGAGUUCCUGGCCCCAGCCCCUGCAGCCAACCAAGGACCCAGAAGAAGGGGCCGCUGGGCCCAGCCAGGUGUGGAGCUGAGUGUCCGCUCCAUGCUGGACCUGCGGCAGCUAGAGACACUGGUCCCAGGCCCUCGAGGUGCUAGCCAAGACUUGCUGGCCAUGACCCCAUCUUGCCCUGGGAAGCAUGGUCAGCAGGCCCCUGAGACCUCACAUGCUAGCCAGAGCGAAAAGCCCCCUCGGCCUCAGGCUUCCCAACCCUGUUCCUGUCCCCACAUUAUUCGAUUGUUGUCCCAAGAGGAAGGGGUCUUUGCCCAAGAUCUGGAGCCUGCACCCAUCGAAGAUGGUAUUGUCUACCCGGAGCCGAGUGACAGCCCCAUCCUGGAUACCAGUGAGUUCCAGGUGCAGGCUCCAGCCCGAGGGACCCUGGGAAGAGUGUAUCCAGGCAGCAGGGGCUCCGAGAAGCACAGUCCUGACAGUGCCUGUUCUGUGGAUUAUAGUAGCAGCCGCCUUUCCAGCCCUGAGCACCCCAACGAAGACUCUGAGAGCACGGAGCCCCUGAGUGUGGAUGGCAUUUCCUCAGACCUUGAAGAGCCAGCCGAGGGUGAUGAGGAAGAGGAGGAAGAAGAGGGAGGCACUGGUGCCUAUGGGCUGCAGGAAGGCAGUCCCCAUACCCCAGACCAGGAGCAGUUUCUAAAACAGCACUUUGAGACUCUGGCCAAUGGGGCUGCUCCAGGGGGCCCAGUCCGGGUACCAGAGAGGACAGAGUCUCGGAGCAUCUCUUCACGAUUCCUGUUGCAAGUGCAGACCCCCCCGCUCAGGGAACUGUCUCCGUCUUCCUCAAGCCUGGCGCUGACAUCGAGACCAGUCCACACGCGGCCGGCUGUGGGUGAGCAGCCGAGAGGCAGUGGUGCCAGUCCUCCAGGAGCACCCCCGGAGGCAGAGCCCUCCCCUGGCAGUGCUGGCCCCCAGCAGGCAGUCCCUGUGCUUUUGCCGCGACGCCGUCUCAACCCUGACAGCAGCUGGGCUCCCAAGAGAGUGGCUGCAGCCAGCACCUUAGGUGGACUCCAGAAAGCCCAGUCUGUGCAGAGUCUGGUGCCGCAGGAUGAGGCCCCUCCACCAGGCCCAUUGCUCUUACGGGAGAUGGAGGCCCAGGAGGGCCUGCGCUCCCUGCCACACGCUGAUCGCCGUCUGUCUCGGCCUCAGUCCUACCAGAACCCCACCACCAGUUCCAUGGCCAAGAUUUCCCGCAGCAUCUCUGUUGGGGAGAAUUUGGGCCUGGCGGCCGAACCUCAGGCUCCUGCUCCCAUUCGGGUCUCACCGCUCAGCAAGCUAGCCCUGCCCAGCCGGGCUCACCUGGUCCUGGACAUCCCAAAGCCACUGCCCGAUCGUCCUACCCUGGCCACAUUCUCACCUGUUACCAAGGGCAGGGCCCCUGGUGCGGCAGAACAGCCUGGCUCCCCAGUGGGCCUAGGAAAGGCUCACAGUACAUCUGAGAGGCGGGCCUGUUUGGGGGAGGGUGCCCCUUCCAAGCCUAGGACAGAGUGCCAGGCUCAGCCUGGGCCCAGCAGCCCCUGUGCCCAGCAACUGCCGGUCAGCAGCCUCCUCCGAGGCCCUGAGAACUUGCAGCCCCUGUCCCCCGAGAAGACUCCCAGCCCCAUGGAAUGCACCAGGCCAGGGGCAGCCCUGAGCCAGGACUCAGAACCAUCAGUGAGCCUGGAGGAGUGCGAACAGCUUGUGGCAGAGCUCCAGGGCAGUGUGCGCCAGGCUGUGCAGCUCUACCACUUGGUGGCUGGCUGCAAGACGCCCUCAGCGGAGCAGAGUCGCAUCGCCCAGCUCCUCAGAAACACCUUCUCCUCAGUGCGGCAGGAGCUCGAGGCCCUGGCCGGGGCAGUGUUGUGCAGCCCGGGCGGGAGCCCUGGGGCCGUGGGGGCUGAGCAAACACAGGCCCUGCUAGAGCAAUACUCAGAGCUGCUGCUUCGGGCGGUGGAGCGGCGCAUGGAACGAAGACUCUAGUUCCGGAAUCCUGUCCCAAGUGAAUGCUCCCCCUAUUCCAAACUGUAGCCCCUGCUCCACUCUCCAAAACCUGUGGGGAUGCUUGGAGUGGCUAGCAGGGGUCAGUGCUCAGAGGGGAAGCACCUUUUCCAGCUUCCUCAUGGGGCCCCUGUAUUUAUUAAUUUAUUUCCCUGACUGUUGCCUCACUUUCUUGGAGCUCCUGCCUCCACAGCCCCUUCAGUGGCUCAUGCAGGGUAGGUCUUGGAUCCUUGUCAUCUUGGUGCUGUGAGGAGCAGGAGGGCAGCCUGCCCCAUCUGGGGGAAAUUGGGAAGGGCUGGCCCUCUCUUCUUAGAAGCCAUUUGAAAUUACUGCAGGGAUCAGCUCCCUGGGGUGGAGCACACACAGGGUAUUCAGUGGGGUGGAAGUGAGAGGCCAUGUGGUAUCAGUGCCCUUCAGCCAACAGCGGAGCUUCACCUCUACCUCCACUUCCCCUCCCACACCAGCUGCACUCCCCUGGCUGCCAGAGCAGGGGUUAUCUGUUUUCCCCAAUUCCUGGCAGUUCCCAAAGGCAAAGCCCUCUAGCCCUCCAGGGCGUUCCCAGCCAUCAGGAGGCUUGAGUUGGUAUCAAGGCCCGAGCCCCCCACAUUCCACUCCCAUCCCCCCCCAAAAGAGCCCUAGCAUUCUCUCUCUCGGUGCCCCCUUUCUCUCCUGGCCAGAACUUGUGGAGACAGCUGUGGGAUGUUGCUGCAGGACAGUAAAGCCCUCUGCUGGGCAAACAUAAAGCCCUGGCCUCCUUUUCCCAGCCCCUUGGUCUUCCCUGUCUUCCCAACCUUGAUCCCCAGCAGGCUGCUAGACCCAGAGGCCACCUUCUCCUUGCAUCCUGAGUGAUGCUGGUGUUAGAACUUCCCUCAUGGUUUACAGGGCGCCAGCCCACCUUCUGAGGACCUUGGCCACAGAUGAAGUACGCGCGCGCACACACACACACAUACACACAGUUGAGUGUUCAUUGCUAGAGUACUUGGCUGGCUGAUGUGUGCCUGGUUUCCCUUCAUGUGCUACUCCUGCUUUGCCACCCUGGCUCAUGUGGAACUAUCAAGGGGCACGAAAAGGACUGGAACACACUAACCCGAAUUCUGGAUUCUUGGUGUCCACAACCUAGCCAAUACGAGAUGGCGUGUAGGUUUCUGGUUUGGGUAGAAGGAACCUCCUCAAAGGCAGUGCUGGGCACCCAGGAUGCUCUGGAUGCUGGAAGUUGAGGGGAGGGGGAGGCACGUGGGACUGCAGAAGGGGCCAAGAGACACACUGGAAAGGUGGUAGGUGGGACAGGUAAGUGGUAGAGGGGAGGGGAUAGAUUAGAAUUAGAAGGACAGCUGUUAGGAGUGAGGGGAAGGAUGUAGGGCACGGGGCAGGUAGAGUAGGACCCAGUAGUGAAGCAGUUGUUGAGUUGGGGUGAAGAACAUGUGUCUCUGGGCCCUACUGCUUUCCUCUGCCUCAGGUAAGUCAGGGUAGCUUUCCUGAAGAUUCAGGUUAGAAAAACCAAUUGUCCCAUGGACAGGCCAUGGGGUCCUACUGGUUCUAUAGGCAGAAACUUAGAAAGAAAUUGGUUUGCAUAGAGUGCUCAGCUCUUGUUUGCAUCAGCUGGAAUACACCAGAAGAGAUGAAGCCUAUUUCACCCCCACUCUUCUGUACUACCACCACCUGCAUGGCCAAGCUGCAAAGAACUGCAGCUGAGGGUGGACCCCGGCAGGGCUGCAGCUGCCCUUUGUGAGGGUUAGAAGUCUACUCCAUUCCCCGUCCCGGGACACUAGCCACAGCCCAGACCAAACAGGCUCAGGCCUGGCCCUCUGGCCUGGGUUCCUCCCGAUCCUCAGCCAGCCAGCCCCUCAGAGGAGGGAGCUGCACUCCCGCUAAGGUUUGUAAGAAGGUGGCCGCCCUUUCCCUAUCCCCAGCCGAGCGUGGGGUGGGAGAGGGGGUCUUGUGGUCGGCCGGCGCCCGUCCCCUUCUGCAUGUCUGAGGCCACCGGCAAUUGCCGCCCCCCGACCAGAUUUGCCCUGACCCAGUUUUGACACCCCCCCCUUAUUUAUAACUUUUAUACUUUGUCCAGGCCCGUGGCGCUUCCCUCUUCCCCAGGUCUCACGGGGCAGGGGCUGUUUUUAACUCGUCCGUUUGUAUUGAUGUAUGAACUCGUCAAUAAAUACAAUCAUUUGUUAA